AACCGUCAGUAAACUUAAAUCUUUGCUGGGUUUAUGUUGUGACAGCCACGGGUGGGCUCAUUAAACAGACGCGUUCCAUGUUGUAAUUUUUUUACCAACAAAAUGAUAUGUGGUUGGUUGAGAGUUCCACGAGCUCAUCACUUAACUCGCGUCGCGCACCUGACACGCGCUCUUCUUCCAGUGAUCAACCGACGAUAGAAUUUACUGUUAAUAAUCAACAUGCACCGUUUCAUCGAUAUUUCGGUCAUAAUUUGUAUCUCAUCUGCAGUUUUUUGCUUGUCAGAGUUUCCGUCUGGAGAGGUGAUAGGGGUGUCCAACGCCAGCGUGCUCCUUCUGCACCCCCCCUCUAACAGCCUCUAUCUGGGGGCAAGAGACUCCAUCCUGGUUCUGGACCCGUCUAACCUGACUCAUAAAGGGCCUGUGGUGAGACAUCAGAUUGAGUGGAAGGUGUCAGAUGAGGAGAAGCAGGUGUGCAUGAGUAAAGGGAAAUCAGAGGAUGAGUGUCAUAACUACAUUUGCAUGCUGGAGUCACUGGGGGACGGCAGCAUCUACGUCUGCGGCUCGUACGCGUACAACCCACAAUGUGCUUAUAUAGUGAACUCCACACUGAGGAAGGGGGAAGGAGGAGACGUGGAGAAAGAGGGGAAAAAAUGGAUUUGUCCCUACGAGCCAGGGAAACCUCACACCGCUGUAAAAGCAGAUGGUAUCCUGUACUCGGCCUCCUCCACUAACUUCCUGGGAACAGAGUUUACUGUUGCCAGGGUUAGAGGACCAGAGAAGGAGCAGUUGCGCAUUGAGCCCAACUGGCUAAGUGACCCAGAGUUUGUGAGUUCUGCUGUGCUGGGGGCGGAGCCAAAACAGGGAGACUACAUUUAUUGGUUCCUGAUGGAGAAUGCCAAAGAGUUCGACCUCUACUCCACCGUCAGGGUGGCCAGGGUUGCACGAGUCUGCAAGCAUGAUCUGGGGGGCUCUAAGACCCUGCAGGGCCGCUGGACGACCUUCCUGAAGACGGGGCUGGUUUGUAAGGAGAAGGGGCCGGGCGGGAGACGCUAUGACGUCCUCAUACACCUGCAGCCCCUGGAGCACCAGCCGGGAGACCCCACCAGCACACACUUCUACGGCCUCUUCACUUCCCAGUGGGGAAGUGAGCUUGUGUCUGCGGUGUGCGUGUUCAGUGUGGCAGAGGUUGACGAGGUGAUGGCGAACAGCCCGUUUAAGAACACGAAGAGCUCCGGGAACACAGCAACCAUCUCUAUCCCCUCUCCCCGGCCAGGACUGUGUAUAGGCAGUGAUAUGAGGUCACAGUACAACUCCUCCCUUCAGAUGCCAGACCAGGUUCUAACCUUCGCCAAGGAGCACCCCCAGCUGACCCAGUCCGUGGAGACAGCGCCCCUGCUGCUCAGGAGGGGGGUCACAUACACCAGACUGGCUGUUUCCAAUGUCACCAGCACCCAGGCUGCCAUCCUGUACCUGGGCACAGACCAAGGAGAGCUCCACAGUGUGUCUGUAGUUGGUGGUACCGCCACUCUGCUACAGGAGAUUCCGGUCACAACCUCAGUAGAACCUGUCAACAACAUCCUGGUACACCAGGGUGGUGUGUUGGUGGGCAGUGCCUCCUCUCUGAGGGCGGUGCAGGCGGACGGCUGCAGAAGCUUCUCCAGCUGUGUGGUGUGUGCGGCGGCCAGGGGCCUGGGCUGUGGCUGGAGCUCCACGACCAGAGUCUGCAUCACACAGCCACCAGGUUCUCCAGAGGCUACUGGGAGCCCUCUGAAUGUGUGUGGGAGAGGAGAGGAUGCUGCCUGUGAGGUUCAGGAGCUACAUGUGAGGCAAGGGGUUAGGCUCCUCCUCCCGUGCACCAGCCUCAGCCUAUCCCCUUCUCCCCCCUGCACCUGGUCCCACCCCCCAGCCCGCCACACCCGCCUCCUUCCCUCCUCCCACCUAGAGGUCCUGGCCUCUCCCUCCAGCCAGGGGAGCUACUCCUGCCACUGCCCAGCCCCCGGUGCAACAUCCCUGGGCUCGUCCGCCUGCCCCACUGCCUCCUACAAGCUGAUCCUGAUCAGUGUGGAAGGCGGCAGUGAGGGUUUACAUAGCCCGGCACCUGUAGGUGCGUAUCUGAUCUGUCUCCUCGUGGGGGUGCUGUGUGGAGCCCUGGUCGCAGUCGCUGUCCUCAAGUGGAGGGAGUGGUCCACCUCCCGACACAUCCCAUUGGUGGACAGGGAUGGGAGGGGCACUGUGGAAACCGGGCAGGGUAGCCAGAACCCCAUAUGCUAUGCAAAUGAUGUCAGGGUGAAGGACACAGCACCGGGCCAAUGAGAAGUAGAGGUUCUGUAAAGAGUCUGGUGAAAAUGAUGCUUCUCCCUUUCUUUUGAGUCGUUUCUCCUUCUUUCGCUCUCUUUCGUCCUCUACAACUGUGUAGAAGUGUUAUCACCUUGGUUCUCUACAGCAGGGGUUCUCAAACCUUUUGGGGGCCAGGACCCCUUACAGGGGGGAACAUUUUCCAAGGACCCCCCCCAUGAAUACCCAUUCAGCAUACCCUUGGUGCUCUUAAAUGGAUACAAUAUGCUUGUAUUUUUGUGUGCAAAUGGUCCCCAUCUGUACACAAUGAUAUAUUUGUGCACUUUUUAAUGAUACAGCACAAUGUUAUUUAUGGCAAAUGAUUUUGUGGACCCCCUGGCUAUGGUUCGCGGGGACCCCACUUUGAGAACCACUUCUCUCCAGUAACCCCUGUGGUAGUAGACUGCUCUACAGUAACCCCCGUGGUUGUAGACUUUGUGGUAGAUGAAUUCAUAUUGCAAAUAUCUUAUGGAAAGUUGGUUUUGAUAAAGAUAACGUAUCGUAUUUUGU
Messenger RNA from Osmerus eperlanus (European smelt), 2844 nucleotides. RefSeq names its product semaphorin-4F-like. Lineage: Eukaryota; Metazoa; Chordata; Actinopteri; Osmeriformes; Osmeridae. Gene Ontology annotation, biological process: negative chemotaxis; semaphorin-plexin signaling pathway; positive regulation of cell migration. Bases 220 to 2313 code for a protein of 697 amino acids. Gene Ontology annotation, cellular component: plasma membrane. Gene Ontology annotation, molecular function: chemorepellent activity; semaphorin receptor binding. The transcript has 13 exons. The record is from RefSeq and is a predicted model, not a curated record.